Molecule: messenger RNA, 13554 nt
Organism: Nycticebus coucang (slow loris)
Lineage: Eukaryota; Metazoa; Chordata; Mammalia; Primates; Lorisidae
Gene: DNAH14
Product: dynein axonemal heavy chain 14
Exons: 84
Biological process (GO): microtubule-based movement
Cellular component (GO): dynein complex
Molecular function (GO): dynein intermediate chain binding; ATP binding; dynein light intermediate chain binding
Source: RefSeq, a predicted model, not a curated record
AUGGAAACAUUCAUACCCAUUACUUUGCCUACAAUAUAUCAAGACGAAGACAAGGAGGAAAGCAACACAAAACAGAGACCUUUCAAAUAUGAAGAACAAAAAUAUAAAGAUGUCAAGAAAUUUGGGAAACAACCAGCUGAAAUAGCAGAAAAGGAAACAAUGAAAUAUAAAACAGUUAGAACAUCCUCUAAACGCUUGAAGUCAGAGAAAACAGAAGAUUACCUUAAAGAAAGUAUACCUCAACAAUGUAUAGUUGCUCCAGAAUCAGCUUUCCAUAAGAAAAAAGGGAAAUUAAAAGAAAAAAAGCUUUGCACUCAGGAUCGUGCAAAAGUUAAGAAAGCCAGUAUUGUGUCAUAUGAUAAAACAGAACCAGAAGAUGAUGACAUGAUAAGAAAUAUUAUUAGGCUAAGAGAAAAGCUUGGUUGGCAAACUAUACUACCACAAUACAGUUUGAAAUACAAAAGUUGUGAAAUUUCAAGUCAGAAGACUACUAUAAAGGAAUGUCUGAAAGACGAUGGAGAAUUUGUAUAUUGCCUUCCUCGGAAUAAUUCUAAAGCUCUUUACAAUCCAUAUGAUCUUCAGGUAGUCUCUUCCCAUACAGCUAAACAUUGUAAAGAAUACUGGAUUACUACUGCUUCAUUUAUAUCAAAGGUUAUUAAAAUAGGUGAUGAUAAAGAGGAAGUAGAACUUGUAUCUGUUCCAGAAUGGCUGUCAGAAAGAAGAUUUUACUAUUUAUUACGGCAGUUUAAGAUAUUUUACAAUUUCCGAAUUAAUAAAGCAUUUGUUACCUGGAAAUUGAAUGUUAAAAGAAUUAAGACAGAGAAGAGUAGGUCAUUUUUGUGCCGCCAUCUUUUCUGGGCUGAUGAGUUAUUUCAAGCCUGUCUGCUUUACAUAAAAGGACUUUGUGAAGAUGCAGUUACUCUCAAAAACUGUAAUGAACAUGAAGAUAAUAUGCCUACAAUAUGCCUUGUAAAGCUGGAUAGUUCUCGAACCUAUUCUCUAGAUGAAUUUUGUGAAGAGCAGUUACAACAAGCUACCCAGGCAAUGAAAAAACUUGAGGAUGUUAGAGAUAAAGCAGCUUCCAAGAUGCAAAGUACAUUUUUGAAGGUUGCAGAAAAGAAAGAAAUCAAAGAAUAUUUUGAGUCAAAACACUCAGAUGACACAACACAUUUCAAGCUCCCUAAAUAUCGACGUUUAUUAGAAAAAAAUUUCAGGUUUGUGAUGCUAGUUGACUACAUAUUUCAAGAACUCAUUCGACAACUUAUGAACACUGCAAUCACACUACUUUUGGAAUUAUUUAAUGAUUCUGCUAGAAUUCCAUUUUCAGUGGAAAAGAAGAAUGAAGAGCUCAUCAGAGCAACAACCAUGGACAGCUUUUCUACUGAAAAGAUGACAGAUGUUUGGGAAGAACUUGUUAAUAUUUCAAACUCACAUGGAACUUGUGUUCUAACAUCAGAAGUAAAAACACACACUGAAGUUAAUGAGGUUUCGAGUGCUACUAAAGUGGAGAAGGAUUUGAGAAAAAUAUCUGCACCAAUAUUUAAAAUAAAUCUAUGCUUGAGAAUUCCUGAGAGUGAUUCUCUAGAAAAUUUUGAAGAGAACUUUCAUGAGUCUGACCAGUGCCCUGAAAAAUUUGUGAUGUCUAAAGAAAAUGAAAUGUCAAAAAAUGAAGACAGUUGUGCCCAAACUAAUUCAAAGGAAGAAUUUCUCCCCAAAGCCAAAACACCACAAAAAUUUAUUCAUAAUCUUGAAUAUAUUCUUUCAGACACAGAAAUUACAACUGAGUUUGAGAGCAAAGAUAUGAACGAUGAAUUACUAAAAUUCCCUACAAAUCUCUUUAUAGAUCCCAACAGAUUGGAGUUUUCAGUAAAAAUUCAAAAUAUGGUGACUAAUAUUGAAAAAUGUAUAACCACAAUUACACCUCUUCACCAAGAUCCUCACCUGUCUGUGUUUAUUGAUUUCUCUUCAAUUCUGGAUUUAGCUAAUAAGACAGACAGUAUAGUAAAAUAUAAGAGGCAGACCAGAUGGCCAGACUGUGAAAUCCUUUUUGAAAUGGAUCCUGCUUACCAAAAUAAAGUUGUGAGUCUCCUGACUAUUAUUGGUAAUUCAAUGGGCCUAGUUAAUGUUUACAGCUGGAAGUUUAGAAAGUAUUGUACCAUGGUAGAGAAAGCCAAAAUUAUGAGUAUGAAAAUAUCAUCUAUGGGAGAAUUAACAUCAACAGAGUUUGAAGCUAUACUAAGUAGAUUCAGAAACUAUUUUAGACAUAUUACAAAUAUGGCCAUUGAAAAGCGCAUUGGUGUUUUCAACGUUCUUAGUCUUGAUUAUCAGUCAGAAUGUUUACCUUAUGUUGAGAACAUUAUACAUUUGAGCCACACACUCUUACAAUCUCUAAUUGAAAAAAAGAGUGAAUAUCUACUGGAACUUGUAGAUUCAUCAUUGCAACAACUGGAAUGUGAUCCCACUGAAAUAGAGGAAUUUGUGAUACAUUUUACUUUUUUGGAUGAAAUUUCCAAAAAAAUAUCUACAAUAGAAGACAAGUAUUUAACAAUUGCUCAGUUAUAUUCUGUUGUAAGGAAUUACCAGGUCCAUAUUCCAGAAGAGCAAUUUGCCAUAUACAGAAUCCUUCUUAUCAAGUUUGGUCAACUAAAAACAUCUAUAAAGUUAAAUGAAACAAACAAAGAUGCCACCAUAACUAAAUUCAGAGAUAAUUUAGAAUCAUAUGUGACUGGUCUACGAACUGAUGUUAGUAAUUUAAAGGCUAAAAUAAGAACUCCUAUUCUGUUAUACAUUGGUACUCGAGUGUCAACAGAAAUGGAAAUGAUCCAGACUCUCUCAGAGGAAGCUACAAGUUUAGCUAACAGAGCUAAAGCAUGUUCAAGUUAUCAGAAUUGUUUCAAUGAUUACCAAUCUCAUAUGCAUUCUCUUAAUGUGGAAGAUAUUACACAGAUUGUGCUUUCGGAUAUCACUGACAUUGAAUAUGACUUAACUUUGAGAAAAUUAUUAUGGGAAGCACAAGGGGAGUGGGGAGCAUUCUUUUGGGAAUGGAGGAAUUGUUCUCUUCAAAAUAUUGAUACAGAGCUAGUACAGCGAAAUGUUUCAAAAUGGACACAGAUAAUUGUUAUGCUGGAAAAAGGUUUACCUAGCAAUGAUAUGGUAACACAUCUUCAGCAAUCAGUGACACAGUUUAAGCAAGAACUGCCUAUCAUGAUAGCUCUGGGCAACCCCUGUCUCAAGCCACGGCAUUGGGAAGCUCUUCAGGAGAUUGUUGGAAAGUCAGUUGAUAAAAACUGUACACUAGAGAACCUUCGAAUCCUCAAGAUGUUUCAAUAUGAAAAUGAAAUAAAUGAUAUAUCAAAUUCAGCAACUAAUGAAGCUGCUCUUGAAAAAAUGCUUUUUAAGAUUAUUGAUCUUUGGAACACUACUCCUUUACAUUUAGUUCUUCACCACUCAGAGAUUUGCUCUAUCCUAAUAAUUUCAUCUAUAGAUGACAUGUUAUCACAAUUAGAAGAAUCUCAAGUCAUACUUUCAACAAUAAAAGGAUCUUCCUAUAUUGGUCCCAUUAAGGAUCUUGUGACAGAAUGGGAUCAAAACUUGGCUCUCUUCUCUUACACCCUUGAAGAAUGGAUGAAAUGUCAAAGAAAUUGGCUUUAUCUUGAACCAAUCUUUUAUUCUUUGGAAAUACAAAGGCAGCUCCCAGCAGAAAAAAAGCUUUUUGUUCAGGUGAUUGCCACAUGGAAAGAAAUAAUGUCAAAAGUACAAAACAAACAGAAUGCUUUGCAAAUAACCAACUCUGCAGGAAUACUGGAAAUUUUGCAAAAUUGUAAUAUACAUCUUGAAAGUAUAAAGAAAAGCCUUGAGGACUAUCUUGAAAUUAAAAGAGUUAUUUUCCCAAGAUUUUACUUUCUGAGCAAUGCUGAGCUUCUUGAUAUUCUAGCAAAUAGCAGAAAUCCUGCAUCUGUACAGCCUCAUCUUGUGAAAUGUUUUGAAAAUGUAAAACACUUAUUGAUAUGGAAACAUGAAAUUGGCCCUCCUGCUGUAAAAAUGCUCAUAUCUGCUGAAGGAGAAGGUCUUCUGUUGCCAAAGAAAAUUCGCUUAAGAAGUGCUAUAGAACAGUGGCUGCUAAAUAUAGAGAAAAGCAUGUUUGAUGUGCUAAAAAAGUAAGUACAUUUUUAUUCAUAUCUCUUAUCUUUUCAGAGCCAGAUCAUGUUUUAUAAUGAUUGUCUUAAAAGUUUUAGAAGUUUUCAUUCAAGAGAAGAGAUGGAAAAAGUCCAUGCUGGUGUGAUACGUCAUCUAGAAGAAAUUGCAGAGCUGGUAGUGUUGGAUACUAGUAACUCUCGAACAAAAGUUGUACUAGGGGCAUUGCUUACCCUUUAUGUUUACUGCAGAGAUAUAGUGGUAAAUUUACUACUUAAAAAUAUCUUCAAUGCAGAGAAUUUUGAGUGGACAAGACAUUUACAAUAUAAGUGGAAUGAAAAACACAAGUUGUGCUAUGUAUCACAAGGAGAUGCCAGCUUUACUUAUGGCUAUGAGUAUUUGGGCUGUACCCCAAGGUUGGUUAUUACGCCUCUCACAGACCGAUGCUGGCUGACUCUUACAGGAGCACUACAUUUCAAUCUAGGAGGCUGCCCUGCUGGUCCAGCUGGAACAGGAAAAACUGAGACAGUCAAAGAUCUAGCAAGAUCCUUAGGCAAACAUUGUGUGGUCUUCAACUGUUUUGAGGACUUGGAUUACAAGGUAGUGAAACAAUUCUUCUUUGGACUAGUUCAGUCAGGAGCAUGGUGUUGUUUUGAUGAAUUCAAUCGAAUUGAUAUGGAAGUUCUCUCUGUCAUUGCCUCACAGAUCCUAACAAUUAAGGCUGCGAAAGACAGCUAUUCUGUCAGGUUUGUUCUGGAAGGAAAAGAAGUUCGUAUUAAUUUGUCUUGUGCAAUAUUUAUCACCAUGAAUCCUGGGCAUAGAGGUCGAGUAGAGCUUCCAGAUAACUUAAAAUCUCUGUUUCGCCCAGUGGCAAUGAUGGUGCCCCAUUAUCAAAUGGUUGCUGAAGUAAUACUGUUUUCAUUUGGUUUCAAAUCUGCAAAACCACUCUCUGGAAGGCUAGCUAACCUUUAUGAAUUAGCUAGCAAACAGCUGUCACAACAGGAUCAUUAUGAUUUUGGCUUGAGGUCCUUGAAGACAGUUUUAGUAAUGGCUGGCAAGAAGAAACGGGAGUUUAAAAGUGACUAUAUUGACAAUCUUUCUGAAGCAGAGGAAACUCUGAUCAUUAUUGAGGCUGUAAGAGAAGCUAGUUUGCCAAAAUGUCCUCCUGAAGAUGUCCCACUUUUUGAAAGGAUUAUAGGAGAUAUUUUUCCUGGAGUGAUAGUUUCAAAAGCAAGUCAACUUGCAUUGGAGAAAGCAAUAGCUAUUGCAACACAAGAAUUAGGCUUACAAAAAUGGCCAUCUCAGAGAGAGAAGAUCAUACAGUUUUAUAAUCAACUUGAAGCUUGUGUUGGUGUGAUGUUAGUAGGCCCAACAGGUGGAGGUAAAACAACGGUCAGAAGAAUUUUAGAAAAAGCAUUAGUACUAUUACCAGCUGUAGACGUCUUAUCAGAGGAAGAAGGGUACUCUACUUCAAAGAUUUUAGGAAGAAGAGGAAAUGUAGAUAUUUGUGUUUUAAAUCCAAAGUGUAUCACUCUUGGUGAACUGUAUGGACAACUGGAUCCUAACACUAUGGAAUGGACUGAUGGAUUAUUAACAGCAAUGAUUCGAAGUUAUGUAUAUUUUAACACUUCAAGUCAUUCAAGGAAAGAAAUUGAUUAUAGAAUAAGGACAAGAAUCUCAGAUUUAUCUAAUAUUUUCAAACUUGAAACAUCUGAUAUAGCAGAUGCUGAUGAUCUUAUUUUUGAGAAGGAGAUGCAGAAAGAUGUUAAAAUUUCAGAAAGUCACAAUUUUGAUUGGCAGUGGAUUAUCUUAGAUGGUCCUGUGGAUACCUUUUGGGUAGAAAAUCUGAACUCUGUGCUAGAUGACACUAGAACAUUAUGCCUAGCAAACAGCGAGAGAAUAGCUUUAACUAAUAAAAUAAGACUGAUUUUUGAAGUGGACAGUCUCUCUCAGGCCAGUCCUGCUACUGUCAGUCGAUGUGCAAUGGUCUAUAUGGAUCCUGUUGAUCUAGGAUGGGAGCCUUAUGCUAAGUCAUGGCUUUUGAAAACUUCUAAAGUUAUAAGUAAAUCAGGAGUGGAUUGUCUUGACCUUCUGUUUAAAAAAAGUAUCACAGAUGGACUACAAUUUAUAAAGAAGUAUGAGAAAUUUCAGCCAUAUCCUACACAGGAUGUAACAAUUGUCAUAACCCUCUGCAGAAUUCUUGAUGCUUUCUUUGAAAUUCUGAUUGAAUGUGGAGGACUUGGAAAAAAUGAUGAUUUGAGUGACACUCCAACUGAGGAAGUGAAUUCUCAAGAAGAUUCUACCAAAUUCAAAGAUAUAGAAGAAAGGGAUGAAAUUACGUGGUACCUGGAGAAAAAUCCUGAUAAAUUGACAGUAAUGAUUAAAAAGCUUUUUGUGUUUGCAUUUACUUGGGCAUUUGGAGGAACUUUAAACCGUGAAGAUGGACAUAAAGAUGAUAUAAUAUUUUGUCCCAGUUUAGAAGCUGAUUCUCUUGCAAAAGUAGCAUAUGAUUUUAACAAACUUAUUCAUGAAUUAUUUGAAAACAACUUGCAAGUCGGUAAGUUCUGGAUCAAAAGCCAGGGCCGACUCAGAGAGAAUAAUUGCCUCAAGCUACCAACUGAUGAAAGUUCUAUCUUUGAGUACUUUUUAGAUAUACAACAAUGUGAAUUCAUGCCCUGGUCAGAUUUAGUGCCUAGUGAUCAGACACUAAUUCAAAGAGGACCUUCAGUACUAAUUGAUCAUCAAGGAUCUGGUGAAAACCUCUUGAAGAUUGCAGAAUGUAGAGAGGGCAUUAAUUAUACUGCUACCAGAACUACUAUAUGCCUGUCUUUUCUCAUGAGCCUUCUUUUAAAGAAUUCCUACCCUGUUCUUCUCACAGGAGAAUCUGGUGUUGGGAAAACUGCCGCCAUUAACCAAAUGCUUGAAAAUUUAGAGGGUGCAGGAACAUUUGAUAUAAAAUAUGGUUCAAUUUUGGGAGAUGUCCUAUUAUAUAAUGAAAUUAAAAAAUCAAGGUUCCUAAAACAGAAUAUCAACAUCUUGAUUUCCGAAACUCAUAAGACACCAACUGGAAAUCCAGAUAAUGCUACUAAAAAACCAGAAGUUAUAACUAAUGAAAAUUCUUCUAAAAAUAAUAGAAAUGGAGGAAUUAUAGUCUCCUCAAUAAAUUUUAGCACCAGUAUGACAGCUGCCAAAACCAAGGAGAAGAUUCUUAAGAAGUUGAUAAGGAGAGCUAAAGAUACUCUUGGACCACCACAAAACAACAGGAUUGUAAUAUUCAUUGAUGAUGUGAAUAUGUCAGCAUCAGAUAGAUAUGGAGCAGAGCCACCCUUAGAAUUGAUAAGACAAUUAUUAGAUUUGGGAGGAGUUUAUGAAACUGGAAAAAAUGUAUGGAAGAAUAUUCAAGAUCUCUCAAUAGUUGCAGCUUGUUUUCCUCUAGGUGGUGGGAAUGAUAUCAGCCCACGUCUUCUCAAACAUUUCUCUAUACUGGUAAUGCCUCAUCCUUCACCAGGUGCCUUACGUACGAUUUUCCAGGUUCACUUGGGAAUGUAUUUCUCCAUCAAUAACUUCACAGCCGAUGUUCAGAAAAGUAAGCAUCAGAUAAUAUCUUGUUGCCUAGCUGUAUACCAUCAAGUACGUCAGAAUAUGUUACCGACUCCAACAAAAUGUCACUACAUGUUUAAUCUUCGAGAUGUGUUUAAGCUUCUCUUAGGAUUGCUGCAAGCUGAAAAGGUUAUUAUUAACUCCAGAGAGAUGGCUGCUCGACUUUUUAUUCAUGAAGCAACUCGAGUGUUUUAUGAUCGCUUAAAUGAUGCCACUGAACAAAGGCUUUUCUUCCAGUUGCUUUCAAAAGAAUUUAGGACCUAUUUUCAGAUUGGAAUCGAUGGAUGUGGAAAAGAAACUUGUGCAACAUUGGCCUGUUACAUGGAAGAUAACAAACUGUAUCGAGUCUCUAUAUCUCACAGUUACACCCACACAGAAUUCAGAGAAGUCUUAAAAAAGGUGUUUAGUCAAGCAGGAUUAGAAGGGAACCCCACUGUUCUGAUGGUUCUUAAUUUAAUCCCAGGACAAGAUUUAUUUAUGGAAGAUUUGAACUGCAUUAUCAAUUUGGGAAGAAUACUUGACUUGUUUGAAAAUGAUGAGCUGGACUCUAUUGCAAAACAUAUCAAAUCUCUUGAUGAACAGUUUGAUCAUAUGGAUGAAAGGCAGUUUUUACUUUCAUUCUUUCAAAAGAGAAUAUAUAAAAAUCUUCAUAUUUUCAUAAUCAUGAGUCCUGAAGGACCUAAUUUGCGCCAAAAUUGUAGAGUAUACCCUUCUUUGAUUAGCUCCUGCACAAUCGAUUGGUAUAAGAAGUGGCCAGAUGAAGCUCUCCUUCUUGUAGCGAAUUCAUUCUUAAGAGAAAAGGUGAAUUUCAGGAGAAGAGAGCACUUAAAAGAAAAACUUGCCUCAACAUGUGUCCAAAUUCACAAAAGUAUAAAAGAUUUGAGCACGAAAUACUUUCAAGAAACUAGAAGACAUUAUUAUGUCACUCCCAAUAAUUACUUGCAAUUCAUGGAAACAUUUGCACAAAUUUUGAGCUUACGAGAAAAGGAGAUGCAAAAAAAGAGGGACCAUUUCUAUGUUGGUCUAUCCAAGAUUCUGGAAGCAACCACACUAGUUACAGAUAUGCAGGAGGAGCUCUUUAUUCUUGGCCCUCAAAUAGGCCAAAAGACACAGGAAACAGAAACUCUAAUGGAAAAACUACAGAAAGAGUCACAAAUAGCUGAGAAAGUUCAAAUGCUUGUUAAACAGGAUGAAGAAAUUAUGGCAGAAGAAAUAAGAAUUGUGGAAGAUUAUGCUCAGAAAACUGCCAAUGAACUAAAAGGGGUGCUUCCAGCCUUAGACAAGGCACUUGUGGCUCUCAAUUCCCUGGAUAAAGCUGAUAUUGCUGAAUUAAGAGUAUACACACGACCUCCCUUCCUUGUGCUGACUGUCAUGAAUGCAGUGUGUAUUCUUCUGCAAAAGAAACCUAACUGGGCAACAGCAAAGUUACUUCUUUCAGAAACUGGUUUCUUAAAAAAAUUGAUUAACCUUGACAAGGACAACAUACCUGAUAAGGUUUUUAUGAAGCUGAAAAAAAUUUUAAUGAUACCUGAUUUCAACCCAAACAAGAUAGCUUUGGUUUCUGUUGCUUGCUGCUCUAUGUGCCAAUGGGUCAUAGCUUUGAACAACUACCACGAAGCACAGAAGCUGGUGGUCCCUAAACAAGUCCAAGUAGCUGAAGCUCAAAAUGCUCUUAAAGUUGCACGACAACGAUUGGCAGAAAAACAAAGAGGUUUACAGCUGAUUGAAGAACACUUGGUGUCUCUGCAAGCAGCCUUCAAAGAUACUGUUAAUGAAAAACACGUAUUAGCAAAUCGGAGAAAACUGGUCAACAGGCGCUUGCAGCAUGCGUCAGUCUUAUUAACUGUCCUCGAAGAUGAGAAGAUUCGAUGGCAAGAAACAAUCAAUCAAAUAGACAACAAAUUGGGAGGAAUUGUGGGUGACAUACUUGUUUCAUCAGCAUGCAUUGUCUACAGUGGAGUUUUAUCACCAGAAUUUCGCCAGUUGAUUGUGAAUAAAUGGGAGAAGCUUUGCAGUGAAAAUGGCAUUUCUUUGUCUCCCAACUUUUCUUUAAUUGAAGUCAUGGCAGAAAAAUAUGAGAUCGGCCGAUGGCAUAAUCAAGGGCUGCCUCUUGGUCAGCAUUCAACAGAGAAUGCCAUCUUCAUCAUGAAUAGCCAGCGGUGGCCACUGGUGAUUGACCCACAUAAGCAAGCAUACAACUGGAUCCGUCAGAUGGUAGGACCAACGCUGCAGGAGCUCUCCAUUGAGGAUAGCAAUUACACAAAAAAAAUUGAAAAUGCUAUGAAAAUAGGAGGAAGUAUCCUCUUACAGAAUCUGCUGGAAACAUUAACUCCUGGUUUAAAGGCAAUUUUGAAGAAGGAUGUCUAUCAGAAAAGAGGACAAUAUAUCAUAAAGAUUGAUGAUUCUGAGGUUGAAUACAAUCCCAAAUUUAGGUUAUAUUUGUCUACAGAUAUAGACAACCCCCAUUUUCUUCCAUCAGUUUAUAACUUUGUUACUAUAAUCAAUUUUGCGGUAACAUUCCAAGGUUUGCAAGAUCAACUCUUAUCUACUGUAGUAACUCAUGAAGUUCCUCAUUUAGAAGAACAGCGUUCCCAAUUAUUGGAGAAUAUUUCCCAUGAUACUGUAAUUCUUAAUGAACUGGAGGAAAAAACAUUAAGUUUACUGCAGAAAACACAAGGAUGUGUAUUGGAUGAUGAGGAAAUUUUAGAUACCUUAAGAAAAUCCAAAAUGACAUCAAAUGAAAUUUCAAAGCGCAUCAAAGCGACAAAAAAAGCUGAACAUAAAAUCCAAACAACACGCAAAACCUAUCUCCCCAUUGCUACCAGAGGUGCCCUGCUCUACUUUCUGGUUUCUGAUCUUACACAAAUUAACUACAUGUACCAAUUCUCCCUAAGAUGGUUUCGUCAAAUUUUUGUUUCAUCAGUAAUUUUCAAAAUCAGAGAACAAGAAAGUAAUUUGAAAAAGGAGAGAAUAUCUCUGAGAAAACUUCACAAGAUUACAAAAGAUACUAACUUGGAAAAUGAGAAAGAUCUCUUAGACAAGCAUAUUAAAACUGCAAUAACUGUAUUGACAAGAAAUGUUUUUAAGGUAGUUUCUUCAGCUCUAUUUAAUCAAGAUAAACUUUGCUUCUCUUUUCGACUUUGCACUACAAUCAUGCAAAAUAAUGCUAAAGAAAAUCUAACGCAGGAUGACAUUGGAUUCCUACCAGAAAAAGAAUGGCAUAUAUUUUUAUAUUCUGGUAUAUUGAUAAAUAUUAAAAGUGCUUUACUCCAGCCUAGACUUAAUAGCUUAUUUGCAAUCCGUAGAAACCAACAUCUUCAGUGGCUUUCAGGCACCAGGUGGAAGCAGUGCCAGUAUGUCAGCCGUCAACUGGAACCAUUUUCACUUCUAUGCAGAUCCCUUUUAUCAAACGUAUUGCAAUGGAAUAAUUUCAAGAACAGUGAGAAUGUUUAUUCUUUGGUCAGCACACCUUUCUGCCCAGAAAAUGUUUCACCGAAGGAAAGUACAAAACCACCAGAGGAGAGUGAAGUUUGGAAUGAAAAUGAAGAUAUGCGUAAUCCUAUAAAUUUUCCUUGGGAGAAACUCACUCCAUUUCAAAGACUUAUUUUGGUAAAAAUCCUUAGACCAGAACAUUUAAAAAAUUCAGUAAAAAAGUUUAUUAUUGAAAAAAUGGGAAGUGAAUAUCUUCAAAGAACUGAAGUAAAUCUGAAAGAAUCAUUUGAACAAUCCAAUGCCAGAACUCCAUUGGUACUUAUUUACUCUCAUGGAAUUGACCUCACCAACGUUCUCCUGAGAUUGGCACAGGAGCUAAAAGGAACAACAGAUCAUGUGACCAUGAUUUCUUUGGGCCGUGGCCAGGCAACUAAAGCUGAAGAUCUCAUUUUUAAGGCACUCAACAAAACACAGCAAUGGGUCUUCCUCCAGAACUGCCACUUUGCAGCAUCAUUUAUGCCAAGACUUUGCACUAUUGUAGAAUCAUUUAAUAAUCCAGCUCUAACAGUAGACCCUGAUUUCAGACUAUGGUUAAGCUCAAAAUCAGAUAGUUCUUUUCCGAUUCCUAUUCUUCAAAUGAGUUUAAAGAUUGCUGUAGAAUCUCCCCAGGGGUUGAAAAGUAAUUUACUUCAGACAUUUGGAUUCACUGGAAGUGGAGAGGUAACAGAAGAGAUGUUUGAAAAACGUGACUGUGGAGAAUGGUGGAAAAAGCUUUUAUUCAGCCUAUGUUUUUUCAAUGCUGUGAUCAAUGAAAGAAAAAAUUAUGGAAUAUUGGGCUGGAAUAUUAUUUAUAAAUUUAAUGCUUCAGACUUGGAGGUUUCGAUAAAGGUGUUGGACAAUUCCCUGAGCCGAUCCCCCAGUAUUCCAUGGAAAGCACUGCGCUACCUGAUUGGGGAAGUGAUUUAUGGUGGCCGGGUGACGGACAGCUGGGACAAGCGAUGCCUGAAGACCCUUCUCUACCGAUUUUGUAAUCCUGAAGUGCUAAAGGAUAACUUCACUUUCUUGCCUAAAUCUGCAAGCGUAAAGGACUACUUACACAUUAUCUAUUCGUUACCGGAUGAUGAUCCUCCAGAGAUCUUGGGAGUACACCCUGAGGCCAUAAGGAGCUGCAGGGAGAUUGAGAGCCAAAACUUUAUUGAAAAUCUCAUUACCAUGCAACCAAGAACUACCACUGGGGCCAACCUCAAGAUCCGACCUGAGCAGAGUAAUGAUGAACUGGUGAUGGAAAUGUUGUCUGACAUGCAAAAGCGGUUGCCACUGACAGUUGAGAAAAGAGACAGUGCUGGUGGGGCUCCACGCACAUUGAAGGGCAUGAUGUCCAGCCCCAUUUGGGAAUUUCUUUCUAAAAGUCUCAAAGGUUAUGAUCCCCUAAUCCAUUCUGUCUUGUUAACCUUUUUGAACCAAGAAAUUGAACGAUUUGAUAAGUUAUUAUCUGUCAUACAUAAAUCUUUAAAAGAUCUUCAGCUUGCUAUAAAGGGAGAGAUCGUCCUCACUGAAGAAUUGGAAGAAAUAUUUAACUGUUUUCUGAAGAUGAAAGUGCCUCCACUGUGGCAGAAACACGCCUACAUGUCAUGUAAGCCACUGACUUCCUGGGUUAACGAUCUCACUCAGCGACUGAAUUUCUUUAAUACAUGGGCCAAAGUGGCUUUCACAGCAAUACAUCGUCGGUAUAUGAGAUUAGUCACAUCCUGGAAGCAAUCUGCUUCAUCAAAAUCCAAACACCCUGUUGAUUCGGACAGUAAUUACAGUGGUUACUCUGAAGGAUUUCCUGCAAGAUACUGGCUCCCAGCUUUCUUCUCCCCACAAGCCUUUCUGACUGCUGUGCUUCAAGACUAUGGAAGGGCCCGAAAGAUCUCCAUGGACUCGCUCACUUUCACCCACCGUGUGAUUUCUGACACCAUCGAUGACACAGAAGAAUUCUCCAUCAUUAUCCAAAAAAAACUCAACAUAGUCACAAGAGCCUUUAAGGGCUCAGACCCCAUACACACUGGAGUUUACAUUUUUGGCUUAUUCAUCGAGGGAGCAAGGUGGAAUCAUGAACAAAAAGUACUAGAAGACUCGCUGCCUCUUGAGAUGUGUUGUGAUUUUCCCGACAUAUACUUUGCACCAACAAAGAUUUCAAAUGAAACACCAAAUGCUUCUAACCAGGCAGAUUCAGAACUCUACACUUUUGAAUGCCCAGUAUACCAGACACCUGAGAGGUCAAGAAUUUUGGCAACCACUGGUUUAUCAACGAACUAUUUAACAUCGGUGUAUUUAUCAACAAAGAAACAUCCUAGCCACUGGAUCACAAUGCAGGUUGCAUUGCUAUGUGAGAAGAAUGAAUGA